UUCUUGGGAACCUAUAAAUACAUAUACACCUUAUACAAAAUGAAAAACAAAUACAAUAAUAAUAUUAAAGUCAUGGAGAGACAAACGAUUUUUAUGUUAGCAGUUCUUGUUUUACUGAGCGUACACCAAUCCUAUUCAGUGGAGACAUACAGUUUAAGCUAUAGCUAUUUUGAUGAGAUAGCACAGUCAUAUUGCGCCUCAAAGGGAUCCGGAUGGGUGUUUGCUAUAAGGAGGAAUUGUAAGAAUGCCCCUAGGUGUGAAGAGAUGUGUAACAACGCAAAGCACGAAAUCCUCGAAUCUAUUAGCAAUCAACGAAACAGUGUAUCGUGUUUUGAUGCAUUCCACAUUAUGAAAGAUCAUCCAGUACUAAAGGCCAACCCUUCUCACCCGCAACCCGAUUCUGGGAAAUUGAAUCUUGGGUCAUAUGGUUAUGGUUCUGACGGAUGUAGGUGGAAACCUAAUCACUGCGGACCUAACUACUGUUGCUGUAAAGCGUAUUAAAAAGUAGCAAAUGUGUUUGAAAUAUUGUUGAGAGAAGAUAUUGAUAUAUAUUUACAUGAACGCAUAUACUUUGUUUCAAAAUCGAUAAGGUAACUGUAAUAUGCGACUACGAUUCGAGUCUACAUGUCGUGAAAAGAUAUACAAAAUAAUGCAUUUCUGUGUUUGAACUUAUGUGGCAGAAUAUGUACCAUCGCUUAUAAUAAUUAUAGAUGUACCUUUAUUAUAUACUUUGUUGAAUAAAUUUACAAGUUACUGUCAGUGACCACAUACA
Molecule: messenger RNA, 772 nt
Organism: Mercenaria mercenaria
Lineage: Eukaryota; Metazoa; Mollusca; Bivalvia; Venerida; Veneridae
Exons: 3
Coding region: 40-501 (153 amino acids)
Source: RefSeq, a predicted model, not a curated record